UUAAAACUUUCGUCAACGUAGCUUCGUAAAGAUUAUACAAAACUGGAUCAGCGUACGGCUGAUUCAGUUAUCAUAUUUACGGUUAGGUUAGGUUCUUCGAUCCGUAUUCAUUAAAGUGAAAGUUACAAGUGAACUAUGUGAUAGUCAAUUGAUGCAGCACUUUCAUGAGCCUAAAUAUCAAUUCCAUUUAUACAGUUGAUGAGAGAGCGAGAUGAGGCCCACGGGGAUGAAAAGGUGUGACGGCGCCACUGUCGAUCUGAAGAAAAUAAACGAGAGUGAGAAGAUGACAUGCGGAAACCAUCGGUAAGAAGCACUAGAAAAGAAAAUGGCUUCGAGCGUCCCGAGCGUUCAUCAAAGGAAAUUUGGGCCGGCGCCGAUCGCAUCAUUCGAGGAUCUCUCGGACGAAGUCGAAAACGGAGGCGAAGCAGUGGCUCGGAUGCCAGGUAUCGUGGAGGUGACGACGCCAGUGACGGCAGGCUCUUUGAAAACCCCGAGCACACCGAGAAUUGACAUCAGUAGGGCGAGUAGCUCAUCACAUCAUGACGACGACAGCAACUCCAGGGAGUCCACUCCGGAGAAGGAGCUUCUCGCAGGUACGGAGCCUCCAGAAGGUUGUACGCUACAGCUCGGCUACAAGGAAAACGCCCAAGAGUUGCGUUCGUCGACGGAGGAGCUCGACCUACAGGAUCCAGUACACGAGCAGGAUCAGAGACGUGACUCGAAACGACUCCGGAAGCGCGCCAAGGAAGUACACGACGGAACGCAGUCGGAGCACGGCUCGACCAUCAAGGUGCAAACAGACCGCGAGAGGAAGGACAGUAAUUGCAGCGAAAUAAUUCUACUGAAUAUCAGCGGCAGAACCUCUAGGCUGUCGUCUGUCGGCAGUCAGGGCUCUGGCGUCUCGGGUGGUGCCUUGUCCGUCGUAUCCGCGAACUCCUCUAGGUCACCAAGUCCACAUAAAUGUUUGCUAGAGACUUCGUUUUGCGGAAGUGUUUCCACUUUAGCGAACACUUUGAUCGAGCCAUCCAAGCCCGAAACGGAUGAUCUCGCCAAAAUAUUGUUGCAGCGAGAGGAGGACUCGACGAAGGCAAUGAUACCGGACAAUGUUCGUGUGCCUAUGGUUGGAGGUAAUUUGAAACCAGAUCCUUUGGAUAUGCCGAGGCGCCGGGGCCGUGAGGAGCGCAAAGAGAUCUUCAAACGCGAGGUCGAGAUCACUAAGAAGGUGCUCAAGAGAGUCAAUAUCGAGGUACCAAUAAUAAAACUACCAAAGCAGCCGGACGAUGAGUCAAACAAGUCGGAAGUCCAAAAACCAGUGACUCUUGACUUAAAUGACAUGUACAAGACAAGAUUAAAUACAUCGCCAUCGCGCAGUGGCACUAGUAAUAUCAGCAGUGAAAUUGUCGAUAGUCCUAAACUUUCGAGGCACCAGAAGGUGAGAGAUCUAGAGGGAUCAAGAACACCCAGUCCAUCUUCCGUAUCAAGAAAGAGUAGCUUCGCUUCUCUGUUCAAGAGCCGAAUCGACGACACCAGCAUCCAGAGCCAGGAUUCGCCGACGUCGAGUUCCCGGCGCACGAGCCUCGCUAAUAGACUUAAGGACACGGCAGAGAGUCUACGCAGCCGUUCUAAGAGUAGGGAGGGUCCGAGUUCGAGCGAAAAGUCUCCGAGUGGUAGACGACCCGAGUCCAGAGGCAGAUCUGGUAGUGGCGUAUUCUCUUCCACGCUCAGCCUUUUUAAGAAACGCGAGAGAAAAAAGAGCGGCGACGAGAGCACCGGAACUCCAGAUACUCUGGAUGACGCACAAGGGAACCUCAACAGCAUUGGUUGCGUUGAAUUCGCCUACAAUAAAAAAAACACGCCAACACGGCGAAGUCGGAAAGAAGACGUGAUUUUUAUAAGUCUGUAUGGAGAUAACGACGAAUUCAGGAAUCAAAAGGAACCCGCGUUGGCCGUAGAGAGCAUCGAGAUUCCCCUGGAUGAUCCGACAAAUUUCGUCGAUGAGAAUGAUGUGUCUAGCCCACAGCAGACCUCGGUAAAUAUCGUCUGCACCGAUGCCACUAUCGAGCAUCAUCGAAGAUCGAGGAGAAACGAAAGGAGAAACAGAGAGAGUGCGAGAAUUUCAUCGUCGUCGGGCGACAGUAUGAAAAUGCCAGAGUGUAAUUUCAUGGAUUCGCAAAUGGAUGAGAGCACGGAUUUAAUAAUAAAAUCUAAUGAUAUACAAGACUCCGCAGGUUUUAGUUAUCAACCACCUUCGGAGAAUAGAGAUGAUGCAAGAAAUCAAAGAAUGUCCACGAGUUCGUCGAGAGACUCGAUUUGUAAAAAGCCAGAUAUCGUCAAACCUGAGCGUAAAAGCAAAAAGCACUCAAAUUCUUCCGCAACGAAGUCUACGUCGCAGACUUCGCACCUAUCAUCAAAAAUUGAAGUAAACGGCAAAAUCUCGGAUUCCGUGACUGACAAAGAAAAUCCAAAGAACGAAUUAUUUUUACCGGAAAAUUCAUUGUCCAAAACGCCAAGUGUGAACUCCGAUCUCGAUCAUAACAGUUCUGAAUCGGAGCGCGAUUCCGAAAUUGAUUUUAUCAGGAAUAAAGCAGAAAAGGGUAUGAAAGAAUUACCGGACGAGAGAAAAGGACUAUGCUACGAUGAAAGUUUCGAGGAGGAUUUGCCUUACGUGCCAACGACACUGCCCUUAGAGAAAAGUGUUGCUAUACCGAUGCUCCCUGUCAAACAAAGACUUCAAGACGUUAGGACGACGCCGAUCGAAAGGCCACGAUCAACGACGCCGAUUAAUCCAACGCUGCUGGAUGAGUUCAUAAUGCACACGUCGCACGAUGAUCAGCAGCGCUACGUUGACAAGAUGAAGAUUUGCUUGCCGCGAGAGGACAGCUUCAAAUUAAAGUCACCCCAUAGACCUCCAGGCCACAAUAGCUUCAGUGAGUUCGCUGGACGUGUCUCGGCUGCGAGCCGCGGAUUAGGGUUCACCAAGUCCCCGAGUCCACCGCCAUUACCACCACGUGCCCCCACGACAGUUCUAACGACAGUGUCGGCACGCGGGGCCAGACCAGUCAAUUGGAUAAACUUCGAGGAAAUACCAGAAAAGCGGAAACCGGCAAAGAGAAUACAGACGAUACCAAGGCUCGAAGAGAAUCCAAGAAUCCACUCGCAAACCGGUGCUGCUAAUGCCCAAUACAGCUAUGUGCAACCAGAAGAAUGUAGGUGUGAGUGCCACGAGAAGUCGCGGCGGGCCUCGAUGCAACGCGAUGGCACAGACUCGACGAGAGAAUCCUCGCUGUCCUGCAGCGCAAAUGCCAGGAGCGUCGCCAACGCCGAGAGUAGCGGCAACGGCGUCUGCAACGGGGAAAAUUGCCCCGCAAGCUCUGAUCGCAGCAAUGUUGUCAGCUUGAUGAAAAAUGGUAAAGGUCUCUUGCCAAUGUUCCAUGUAGUAUGCGACAACCAAGGGCACAUGCGGGGUGGGGUGGGGGGGAUAUAUCGUGUACGAAUCUCUGGUGAUUUAGUAGAAAUUUGUUUCUGUAUUUCCAGUGACAACAGCUCGUCCCAGCCAAAUCGCAACAUCUUGUACAUGUCACGAGGACAUGCACAUAAUCGACAUGACAACAACGCAAGUAUCAAACCCUUCGCGAUGGACCUCGACGUAAGCUCAAAUAGAUCUAGCAUCAUAUCUCAAGAAGAGACUGAGGAUGAACAUGUGUAAGAAUUUAAGGGUUUAAUAAUCCUUUGUAUAAUUGUUGAAGUCGAGUCGCUACUCGGAUUACCGAGCGAUCAUGAUAAAAGUCAUCAUUUUAGAAUCACUCGGGAUCAUGAAUUAUUUGGUUGUCAG
Molecule: messenger RNA, 3832 nt
Organism: Ceratosolen solmsi marchali
Lineage: Eukaryota; Metazoa; Arthropoda; Insecta; Hymenoptera; Agaonidae
Exons: 13
Coding region: 326-3706 (1126 amino acids)
Source: RefSeq, a predicted model, not a curated record